Molecule: messenger RNA, 765 nt
Organism: Gregarina niphandrodes
Lineage: Eukaryota; Apicomplexa; Conoidasida; Eugregarinorida; Gregarinidae
Product: ribose-phosphate pyrophosphokinase
Exons: 1
Coding region: 1-765 (254 amino acids)
Biological process (GO): 5-phosphoribose 1-diphosphate biosynthetic process; purine nucleotide biosynthetic process
Cellular component (GO): ribose phosphate diphosphokinase complex; cytoplasm
Molecular function (GO): ribose phosphate diphosphokinase activity; magnesium ion binding
Source: RefSeq, a predicted model, not a curated record
AUGGGAGUGCACCGCGUGUUGUUUGUGGACCACCAUGACCCGCGGGCGGCGGCGUUCUUCCCUGAGUCUAUCCCGGUCAUAAACGUGUUGCCGCACCGAUUGGCGGUUCGUUACUUCAAGAACAAGAAGCUGGACCGCCCGGUGGUCGUUUCGCCGGACAACGAGUGUGGCGAACGCGCGAAGGCUUUUUGGAGCCGGUUCAAGACCGGUAACUGCGACGUGGGCAUGGCGGCUAUUGUUACCGACCACUCCGCGAGCGUAGCCCUCGACCAAUGCGUGUCCUCCGACUCCUCCGCUUCCGGUGAUCUGAAGUCCGAAGACCCAUGGUGCUCGGACCCUUCGUCGCGGGCGUCGGAGGAGAACUACGAUGCUCAAGGUGCGGCGUUGGUGGGCGAAGUGCGAGGACGUGACGUGAUAAUCGUUGACGACAUCGUUGACUCAGGGCAUCGUGUGUGUAGGGCCGCACGUGUGUGCAAAGCACACGGUGCGAAACGUGUGUUCGCAUACGCGCCACACGGCGUUCUCCGACGGAGCGCGUUCUGUGCAAUAGAAGCUGCACCCCUCACCGAAGUACUCAUAACCAACACUCUUGACCUACCACUCGAUGCAGACUGCGUAAAAAUAAAAACUCUCAAUGUCUCAAGACUACUGGCACUUGUCCUCAAAAGACUACACGCAGAAGCCUCCGCUGAAGGCCCACGUGAACCCCUUGCCGAACUUUACAGAUUCGAAAGUCGUGAAACGCGUCAACACGCCGAACAGUGA